CAUAAGUUUCCCUUGUUUCAAGGUUAUUCUUUUUUCUUCUUCUUAUUUAUCAAGCAUUUGGUGCGUGUUUAUAUCCAAUAAAAACUAAUACAAGCCUAUAUAUUAAGUCGUCCUAGUAGAAUACUAUGUCUGAAGCCACUACUCCCGAACAAACUUUGCACAGGGUCUUCGUUACCAACUUGAACUUUCAAACAAAUGAAGAAGCACUCGAAGGUUUUCUCAGCGAAGCUGGCAAAGUUAAGGAGGUUAUUAUUGUAAGACGCGGUAAAAGAUCAAAGGGUUAUGGUUUUGCUGGUUAUGAUACACAAGAAGAAGCUGAUAAGGCUGUCAAGGAACUGACCAAGAAAGAACUUGAUGGUCGUGAAAUUAGAGUUCAGAUAUCUAACCCUCAAGCAGCAAAGAAGAAGCCUAAAAAAAACAAACGUGCAUCCAAGAGAACCGGACGCAAGAACGCUGAAGCUUCUGAAUCUAGUGAAGAGGAGGAACAGACUGCCCCAGCUAAAGCCAAAGAAAUUACCACUGUUAAUACCUCCAAGGAGCAAAAUGACAAGAACGAAAAGGAAGCAUAUGAGGAGGAAAGCGGACCUAAUACAUCUGUCUUUGUUGCCAACCUUCCUUUCAGAAUGGGUGUUCCUCAACUUUAUGCCUUAUUUAAGGAGUACAAGGUUACCUCUGCUAUGAUAGCUAGACACAAAGCGACACGUCCCGGUAGAAGAGGACGUUCCAAGGGUUACGGUUUUGUCGAAUUGGAGUCUACUGAGGAACAGGAAAGAUUGCUGAAGGAAUUUGGUACGGUUGAAUUGAAAGGCCGUACUAUUAGUGUAAGAGCCGCUACUUCUCAAAAGAAAAAGCCCUCGAGAAGAACAAAGACAAAACAAGAGAAGGACGACAAGGAAAGCGGAAAUGAGAAAACAAAAAAAAGCAAGAAGAGUAACAAGAAGCAAAAAGAAGCCUUAGAUGCUGUCAAGCAAGCUGAAGAAGGCGUCAAAGAAGUGAAGAAGGAGGAUGGUGUUAAUGCUGCCAGUGCUGCUGCAGAUGCAGUGAAAGAAGUAAAGAAAGAGGAUGGCGUUCAGGCUGCUCAUGAGGCUGCUGAAGCUGUUAAGGAAGUGAAGAAAGAGGAUGGCAAAGAUGCAGCUAAGGCUGCCACUGAAGCUGUUAAGGAAGUGAAGAAGGAAGAUGGUAAAGGCGCAACUAAAACUACUGAUGAAACUGUCAAAGAAGUAAAAAAGGAGGACAGUAAAGAUACAGCUAAGACCGCCACAGAAACCACUCAAGACAAGAAAUGAAGUGUAUAAAUAAAUAGAUAAAACUCUGCUAUGUAUAAUAAACUGUGUA
Molecule: messenger RNA, 1335 nt
Organism: Rhizopus microsporus ATCC 52813
Lineage: Eukaryota; Fungi; Mucoromycota; Mucoromycetes; Mucorales; Rhizopodaceae
Exons: 5
Coding region: 126-1286 (386 amino acids)
Molecular function (GO): RNA binding
Source: RefSeq, a predicted model, not a curated record